Messenger RNA from Dioscorea cayenensis subsp. rotundata (Guinea yam), 893 nucleotides. Its product is annotated as DNA-directed RNA polymerases I and III subunit RPAC2. The coding region runs from base 142 to 465 and encodes 107 amino acids. The transcript has 4 exons. Gene Ontology annotation, cellular component: RNA polymerase I complex; RNA polymerase III complex. The record is from RefSeq and is a predicted model, not a curated record. NCBI's taxonomy places the organism in Eukaryota, Viridiplantae, Streptophyta, Magnoliopsida, Dioscoreales, Dioscoreaceae. Gene Ontology annotation, molecular function: protein dimerization activity; DNA binding; DNA-directed RNA polymerase activity. Gene Ontology annotation, biological process: DNA-templated transcription.
GAGAAACAUUUCAAUUUAGGCGCAAUCAAUCCUUCUCUAUUCUUAAUUCGUUCAAACCCUUGCCCUAGUGCCGCCGUUGAUCCCCUUCUCUCCUUCGCUUGAUCUCGUCGGCAGUCUCUGGUCGCCGGAAUUCAGUGAGGAAUGGAGCACGGAUCACUGACGGAUUUGAGCUCUUCGACGUUUUCUUUGAUUGACGAGGACCAUACCUUGGCGAACUCUGUUCGAUUCACCUUGAAUCAAGAUCCAAGAGUGCAGUUUUCUGGGUACAGCAUCCCUCAUCCUUCAGAUAACAAAGUCAACAUAAGAGUCCAGACAACAGGUGAUCCUGCAAAGGAUGUAUUGAAGGAUGCACUCCAGAACCUAAUGUUGAUGUGCAAACAUGUGAGGAUAACCUUCGAUGAUACUGUUAAUGAUUUCAGGGCAACAGAGAAAGUAGAGCACAUGGACAUCAAUAGCAACCGGUGAAACUCUCUGCUCUUCUAAGCUAAGUCAAGCAACCUUCGACAAGUAUUUGAUUUCAGAUUGACAUAGAAAGACGGAGAAGAUGGACAUUAUGAUGCCGUAGUUCUUAUAAUUCUUCUAAGCUCAUUUGGUCUCAGUAAAAUAGUACGUGUGCUGACAGCUAGGGAAAAAAAAAUCCAAAAUCUUAACUUUCGAAGGAUUUGUAUGUCUUAGUACCGUCACAUGAGAAUCUAGCUAGACAUUGUUCUUGUGGUAUUCGCUAAAUGGUAUCCGUUUUUGGGGCCGGUUAUAAGCUUUUAAUUGCUUGUGUUGUAAGAUGUUCAGGAUUCACUUGUUUAUGUGGUUCAUUUACAAUGUAGAUGGCUACAAUAUUAAUUAAGAUAUUAUUUUGACAGAGAAUAGAAAAUAGAACAAAGGCUACAAUUUCAAAA